AUGGACCGCCACACACCCCAUGUUCUCUCCCCAGUCCCAGAAGAAGACACCAAACCCCCGGAGAAAGUGAAAGAUGAUAAAAAACAAGACGAAUAUGAGAAAGAAAAAGUGGUCAUAUCCGAGACCGAAUCAGACUCUGAUGACGAUGGCGUCCUCCCGCUCGAAAUAAACGUCCACGGCCUUAAGGCAAAGGUAUACCUCAACUGCGCAGACAUCGAUAUCAUUCCGGCCAGAUACCUUGAGAAAGCGGAUUGCUCGUACCUCCUCAAACGCAACCCGUGGAUUUUCCGCGCCGCAAAGGACGGCCGUGAGGUAGACAUCAGAAAAUGGUCAAAAGUUGACAUCCGGUUCCGUGGCGUGUUCAAGACCCUGAAGAAGGUUCCAUCCUUCAAGCAUGGUCUAUUUGAUGGCGAUAAUACUGGCAGUUGGCUUAUGAGCUCGAGCUCGAGUUCGUCGUCUUCGAAGAUUGAUUUCGAAGAGGCAGUUAAGGCGCAGGGUCAGGUUGUUUAUGCUCUUCUUGACGAGAUUUCAAACAUGCUUAAGCUUCGCCGUGAGAUGGACAACCAUCGGCAGUUCUUUUUCCUGAGACCGAGACUAGUUUCUUGCAAGCCAGAGUACUGGACUGGGUACCGCGAAAAGCAUCGGGAUUCACCUUACACCGCGGGCUCACUUUCGUUGGAUUAUGAGCCUUACCGGGGUAUGCCGCAUGUCGUUGUGCCUGUCGUGACGACAACCGACCGCAAGCAGUCCCUCAAGAAAGCCCUAGAAGGCGAGUUCAAGCUCCUCCUCGCGCAAUACCUGGUUAAUAUCCACUGUCUCUCGCCCCCCGGUGACAAACUCCCAGACCAAGAAGGCUUCCUAAUCAGCCUCCACGGUUCCAAACUGCACAUUCUCCGCGGAAUCUUCCCAGGCCAAAAGACAUCGAGGGUCUGGUGUGGCCGACACAGACCCUCCGGCAUCGAGGAAACGAGCACAAACAAUCAUGUGUCGGGAAUGAACAUGAACGAGCGAUUCUACAGCAAGACGAACAUAGACCGGUUCAUGGAGCAGGUGGAAUGGGAUCAGCUCUCGAACCCGAACAACGAGAGCGAACCGCGCGCGUUCCAGAUCCUGGCGAGCCGCGAGUAUGAUCUGUGGGUAAAGUGGGAGUUUGUGGCUGCGCAAAAGAUGCUAUGUGGGAUGAUGAUGUACCUUAUGAGUGGACAGGCGAGGUGUGGAGUGUUACAGGAAGUGUUUGGCAAGUACCCGUAUGAUGAAGGGUAUGAGGCUAAUAGUGAUGAUGAGAAGGAGAAAGCGGCCAAGGAGCAGCAGGAGAUAGAGGAGAAAGAGGCGAAGAUGAGAGAGUUUGAGCAAAAGAAGCGUGAGGAGGGUAAGGCCAAAGCCGUUGAGCGAGAGAAUAUGAGGACUUCGAUGAGGGAUAAGAUCGGGGGUAUUGCGGAGGGACUUUGCCAGCCCUGGUGGGACUGGGUAUGGGAUGACAAGAAGAAUGAGACGCGUGCAAAGAAGGCAGAUGAUGAAUUAAUCGUUGGAGGACCUUCACGGGAUUACUGA
Molecule: messenger RNA, 1551 nt
Organism: Aspergillus versicolor CBS 583.65
Lineage: Eukaryota; Fungi; Ascomycota; Eurotiomycetes; Eurotiales; Aspergillaceae
Exons: 4
Coding region: 1-1551 (516 amino acids)
Source: RefSeq, a predicted model, not a curated record